CACACCAACACUGUUGCAUCCCAUCUACCGUUUGAACGGCGCGUCGCUUUUUGUUUGGUUGAAUUCGUUAAUAAUUUGUUGCACUUGCCACCGAGAAGCCCGCUAGGGGAAGCCAGGAAGCCAAGAUGGACACGCCACGCCGCAAGCUGCGCAACCUGCACAUGGAGAACGUGCAGAACAGCAGCACCCCCAUCCGAGUGCCGCCCUCGCCGAUGCUGAAGACCCUGGGCCACGGGACCGGUGUCAGUGUUUACCGUUUGGACCGCUCGCCGCGGCUGGGCCAAAUCCGGUCGCCGUGGGCCGUCAAGCGGAUCACCCAGAACAUGCGGGCGCGCAAGGACACGCUCUUCAAUGCCCGGAUCGUCCACGAGGCGGACAUCCUCCGCAAACUGAAACACCCCAACAUCGUGGGAUUCCGCGGCGUUGUCACCAACGACGAGGGGGUCAACACACUGGCCCUCGAGAUGUGCACCACUUCGCUGGGCUCCAUCCUGGAGGAACGCCACGACGAGGACCUGGGCCCGCUGCCGGCCAAGAACACAUUCAAGAUGAUCAUGGACGUGGCCCUGGCCCUGGACUUCCUCCACAACGAAGCUCGCCUGCUGCACGGCGACCUCAAGUCCUUCAACGUCCUGGUUAAGGGCGAGUUCGAGAUCUGCAAGUUGUGCGACUUCGGAGUCGCGCUCCCGCUGGACGAGCAAGGCGAGAUCAAUUUCCCAAAGAAUCCCGGGCUGCGCUAUGUGGGAACCAGCCUUUGGUGCGCCCCGGAGGUCAUAGACGACAUGGACGUCAUCGACAGCAAGGCAGAUAUCUUUAGCUUUGGCCUCGUUAUCUACGAAACCCUGGCCCUGGUGCCGCCGCACACCUUGGAGCUGGACGCCGCGCUUGGCGAGGAUAUGGACAGUUCCCACGAUUUGUCCACCGAAACGGACAAAGUCCAGCGCAAGCAGCUGGACUUCUCCGCCGAUGAGAGCAAGGGCGGACCAGUUGAAAUGGAUGACCAUGCGGACAACGACAUGAGUCAGGAUGUGGUUGAGGACGAGGAGGAGGGGGAAGAGGUCGACGAGGAGGAAGAUGACACCAAGGAGAACGAUGUCAGGGAGAGCGACAUCUCCGACUUCACGCUGAACAACCUCCAUUCGGCCUAUGGUACUCGCCCACCACUGCCGGUGGCCUUCCAGCUCAGCGACGACUACAACUGCAUCGUGGAGCUGUUCUACCUGUGCACGAACGCCCUGAGCGAGGAUCGUCCCGCGGCCAAGACCAUUUGGCAGUGCCUGGAGAACAACGCCGCGAAUGUCGCGACAGGGAGCGACUAGACUGAUCACCACCACUGCCAUGCUCCAGACACUCCACACUCUUCCUCCAGUUGGAAUUAAGCCCUUGAAUGUAAUUUCCCCAAACGUCUUAUUUUUGUUUGCAUGUAUCAAUACACAUAGUCCUAAUUUAUACUCUGUAAGCAACAAAGACGGACGAAUGCGCGCAUGAAGCCCAGACUCCGCAUAUAUAACGAAAAGAUCGAUAAGUCAAGUGUACAUAUUCAGCAAAAAGAGAGGUCAAAUAAAUCGAAUCCCCAAAUGAACCAACAA
This is a messenger RNA of Drosophila biarmipes, 1589 nucleotides long. Its product is annotated as lymphokine-activated killer T-cell-originated protein kinase. The transcript is spliced from 3 exons. The record is from RefSeq and is a predicted model, not a curated record. Bases 126 to 1319 code for a protein of 397 amino acids. NCBI's taxonomy places the organism in Eukaryota, Metazoa, Arthropoda, Insecta, Diptera, Drosophilidae. Gene Ontology annotation, molecular function: protein kinase activity; ATP binding. Gene Ontology annotation, biological process: protein phosphorylation.